Gadus morhua (Atlantic cod) is the source of this 1227-nucleotide messenger RNA. It is a transcript of the gene lsm12b, whose product is annotated as LSM12 homolog b. The record is from RefSeq and is a predicted model, not a curated record. NCBI's taxonomy places the organism in Eukaryota, Metazoa, Chordata, Actinopteri, Gadiformes, Gadidae. Bases 89 to 679 code for a protein of 196 amino acids. Gene Ontology annotation, molecular function: RNA binding. The transcript has 5 exons.
GACACGCCCUAAGCGUCGAGUGGGCUGAACACGACGUCACCGCGUCGUCUUUACGUAAGGUAGGCGCUCCGGUUUCCUGGCGGAGAAGAUGGCGGCUCCUGGACCGGGGGAGUAUUUCAGCGUCGGGAGCCAUGUCUCUUGCCUCACCUGCUUGGGCCAACGUCUGCAAGGAGAGGUGGUCGCGUUCGACUACCAGUCCAAGAUGUUGACUCUGAAAUGUGCUUCCUCCAGCGGAAAGGCGAACCUCAAUGACGUCAUCCUGAUCAACUUAGCCUAUGUUUCGGAUGUGGAUAUCAUAAACGACCGCACAGAGACUCCUCCUCCACUAGCAUCACUGAAUGUUAGCAAGCUGGCCAACCGGGCACGGACAGAAAAGGAGGAUAAGCUUUCCCAAGCCUAUGCAAUCAGUGCUGGGGUUUCUGUCGAGGGCCAGCAGCUAUUCCAGACCAUUCACAAAACCAUCAAAGACUGUAAAUGGCAGGAGAAGAACAUAAUUGUGAUGGACGACGUCGUAAUCUCGCCGCCUUACCAGGUCGACAACUGCAAAGGCAAAGAGGGAAGCGCUUUAAGUCAUGUACGCAAAAUAGUCGAGAAACAUUUUAGAGACGUGGAAAGUCAGAAGUCCAUGCAACGUUCACAAGCACAGCAAACACAGAAGGACUCUACUUUAUCCUCUUGAGUCGACGGCGAGAGUCGGCCAGGGAAGGCGUGGCGGGCCGUCUGGCGGCUGACACCGGAGCGGCCCUGCAGUCCUCGCCCUCGUUAUUGAGACGAAAGAGGAGGAGAGCUGAGGGCCUUUCGGUCCCGAAGAUCAAAAUACCAUUUAAAAGGAAAAAAAAAAAAAACGAGAAAAAGACAAAAAAGAAAGAGGAAAGAUAAAAAAAUUAAAUUAGACUUUAUAAAGAAUAAUUUAAACAUGAACCAUAAAGCAUAGUUUCCUUAACUAACUUGUCUCAUUCUGCCCCCCUACCUCCUCUCUUCCUUCCUACAUGUCCCGAAAAGCCUUUCUUUUGCUCCCUCCUACCUUUGCCUUCAAUUCCAUUUCUUCACAAAGAGAAAACUAGCGCAGUCAGAAAGGCUUGUUAGCUUUAUUUUCUGUCAUCGUUUCCUUUUUGCUGUAUCCAUGUUCUACAAGUGUCUGUAUUUUCUGUAUUUUAAACAAAAUGUGACUUGAAACGCCACACUUUAAAAGGACAUUUUCUAAAAUAAAAGUAACAAAAAUUCUGA